Pieris brassicae (large cabbage white) is the source of this 4928-nucleotide messenger RNA. It is a transcript of the gene vtd, whose product is annotated as double-strand-break repair protein rad21 homolog. The record is from RefSeq and is a predicted model, not a curated record. Lineage: Eukaryota; Metazoa; Arthropoda; Insecta; Lepidoptera; Pieridae. Gene Ontology annotation, molecular function: chromatin binding; protein binding. Gene Ontology annotation, biological process: replication-born double-strand break repair via sister chromatid exchange; synaptonemal complex assembly; mitotic sister chromatid cohesion. The transcript has 21 exons. The coding region runs from base 120 to 3035 and encodes 971 amino acids. Gene Ontology annotation, cellular component: cohesin complex; synaptonemal complex.
AUCUUGAAAGCGUAAUUGUUGUCAUGUUUACGUUGUGUGGAAGGUGAAAUUCGUAAUUUUUAUGUUAUCAAAUUAGAACAAUUUUGAUGUAAUUGGCCAGACUUUAAUUCACAAGCAAAAUGUUUUAUGCACAUUUUGUGCUGGCCAAAAAGGGCCCACUGGCCAAAAUUUGGCUGGCCGCCCAUUGGGAUAAGAAGUUAACCAAGGCUCAUGUAUUUGAAACUAACAUAGAGAAGUCUGUUGAUGGAAUUCUGAAACCCAAAGUUAAGAUGGCUCUGCGGACAUCAGGCCAUCUGUUGCUUGGUGUUGUUAGAAUAUACUCUAGAAAAGCAAAGUACCUUUUGCAAGACUGUAAUGAAGCUUUUGUUAAGAUCAAAAUGGCCUUUAGGCCUGGUAUGGUAGACUUGCCUGAGGAACAUCGAGAAGCAGCUAUGAAUGCUAUUACAUUGCCUGAGGUGUUUCAUGAUUUUGAUACAGCAAUGCCUGAACUUAAUGAAGUAGACAUUGAAGCCCAAUUCUCCCUAAAUCAAUCACGGGCAGAAGAGAUUACAAUGAGAGAGGAUUAUGGGUCCUUAAACUUAGUCACUCAUGAUGAUGGUUUUGGUGAUAUGGGAUUUGAUACAGAAAAUCCAGAUAUAAUGAGAGAUGCCAUUGGAAAUGAGGGUGGAUUGGAACAAAGCAACCUGUUAUUUGCGGAAGGAUCAUCUCUUGAAUUAGGGAAGGAUGGACAAAAUGCAGGGGUAGGUGGAGCUGCUCCAGUCCUGGCAGAAUCUCAUGCACCAAGGAUGGAAGCUGCCCCCAACACUCACUUGGAUGACGGCUUUGGCGGUUCUAUACCCGAUGUUGGAGAUUUUGGACACGCCGGCGGUUUGUUUGAGGGUGAUCUAUUCGGUGACGUCACAGCAAGUAGUUCAGGCGCCGGCGCUACACCCGGAAUGGCCGGGACAUCUGCGCAGCCGCAAUCAUUGCAGGCUGAAAUAGACGCAGCCGGAGUGGGCGGUGGCGACACGGCAGCGGCUCCUGAAGCCCCUGACUCUGACGAUGACAUGGGAGACCAUUAUGACGCCGGGGAUUCUCCACAUCACAGUUGGGCGGGAUCUCCUGCGCCGGAGUGUCCCCCAUCCGAAGAUGCCGCUAUGCCACCUCCACCACCGCCCAUGCAGCCUACACUGCCCAUACCUAUGGAAGUAGAUGGGAUGGACUCCCAACCGGAAAUAGUGCGGCCGGAAGUGCGUGCAGAGACACCUGCGCCUGCGCUCGAUUCUACUACUUUGCUGCAAAACGAGGAAGAAUCCUUCGCUUUGGCUCCAGUCGACGCUACUGUGCUUAAAGGCAUCACAAAAACGAAACGUAAGCGUAAACUUAUAGUGGACGAAGUCAAGAACUUAACCGGUGAAGAGAUGAAGAACCAGUUGAGCAAUACGUCUGAUAUCGUGAUAACACUGGACCUGGCUCCUCCAACCAGGAGAUUGAUGCACUGGAAGGAAUCCGGAGGUGUUGAGAAAUUAUUCACAUUAUCCGCUAGGCCUAUACCUUCGAGGGUCCUGUUCAAGAAAUACCAACGCAACAUGACCCUGCGCAGUGAAAACGAAGAUGGCGAUGCGAAGUCUCCGGAGCCCGAGCAGCCCGUUGCGAAGCCCAGAGGAAGGAAACGAAGGCACGAGGAGAUUAUUCACCACGCACCGGAAACACCUGUGCCGGCGCUUCUACCUGACAUACAGCCUCCGACUCCCGUGCCUCAAGAAUAUGAGCCUUCUAUUGAGUCAGAACGAGUGCCUGAACCCACUCCUGGAUACCAGUCACCGAGGUCUGAUGAUGAAUCUCCUCUCACUCCAGGUAUGCUGAGCAGCAUCGGUGCCCCAUUGACUCCUGGUAUACUGGGCUCUCUGACACCUGGAACUCUUCUGCAAGGUGGCAUCACGCCAGGUUCACUUGGACAUGGAGCAUUGACGCCAGGUGGCUUGACUCAUGGCGGCAUGACUCCAGCUGGUCUUCAUCAUGGUGACAACCAACCGUUAGACCUUGGCUUAGCCUCUAGUGGAAUGACACCCUCGGCAUUGCACCAUGGCGGCAUGACUCCAGGAUUAGGUUUGGACAGUGGUAUGACCCCAGGUGGUCUCGGCCACGGCGGUCUUACACCUGCCGGCCUACAUCAUGGAGGAAUGACACCAGGUGGUUUGGAUCACGGAGGAAUGACGCCAGUUGGCCUACAACAUGGCGGUAUGACUCCCGCUGGAUUACACCAUGGAGGAAUGACACCGGCUGGUUUAGGACACGGCGGAAUGACGCCGGCGGGCUUGGUUCACGGUGGAAUGACUCCGGCAGGUUUAGGGCACGGAGGAAUGACCCCAGCAGGAUUGGGACACGGUGGAAUGACCCCAGCCGGUUUGAGUCACGGUGGAAUGACACCCGGUGGAUUGGGUCACGGAGGAAUGACACCAGCAGGAUUACAACACGGAGGAAUGACGCCGUCAGAUUUAAGACAUGGUGGAAUGACGCCUACAAGAGUGUUAUUUCCAGGUGUUCAGCACAGUGGUCUUUUGCACCCCAACUCUGAACUGCCGAUGAUGCCCCAGGGUGGAUCCCACAACCCUCUUCUGGCUACUGCAGACCAUCUGCACUCUAUGAGCAGAGGGGACUACCAGAAUGGGUUGACGAAUUUAGGCUAUGAUGACCAACAGGGUCAUAACAGUCCACAGCAUGAUUAUGACUUACCUUUGAGUGUUGAGAACCCGGAAGAGGGCAGAGACAGCGAAUGGCGUGAGGCGGGUGAGACAGACGAACAGUUCGAGGAGCGAGUCUUGAAUCGUCGUGCUGCGCAGCUCUUCUCCUUAAUGAAGCCCAAACUCAUCGGUGAAGCGAGCAUCAUGUUUGCAGAGCUUGCACCGAGGCAUAAUAAUAGGAAACAGGUUGCCCAGAAAUUCUACAGUUUACUAGUUCUCAAAAAGCAUCAAGUAUUGAAACUAGAACAGAACGAGACAUACGGACCCAUUACUAUAUCCCGGGGCACCCAGUUCGAAACGGAAGCACUAUAAGUCUAAGCGAGGGUUAGUUUUUUUAAUAGCAGCUCUCCUAACUGAUAAGGAUUUUUAUAAUCAUUUAUUUACUGUAAGAGCAACUAGUAUGGAAAGUUUUGUCAGCACAGGUUUUAUUAUUUUUUCUUGAGCUUAGGAUAUCAACCCUUAUAAAAGCAGUUAUUUUCUCUUUAAAUCGUUGCCAUGACGACUGUACCGCUAAGAAUAUUACCUUUAGUAGGUCAUUGAAAUCUAAGUAUUGGAACUGCGAAUCGUCUAUUUAUUAUUUCAAUAUUUAUAGAUUAGUUUAGAUUUCUAUAACUUUCCGCCAGGAUUGCACUGUUCUCAACUUUUUUAUAGCAUGUUGUAUAUAACAUAAACAAAUAUCAGCUAGGUUUGCUGUCGUUUAAAAACUUUACCCUUCAAGGGUAAUAUUGUGUAAGUGAAAAGCGAAAAUCUCGAAUUCAUAGAAACUCCAUUUUGGACCAAAAUUAUAAGCAAAUGUUGAUCUCAGUAUUGGAUUGCAACAUUAAAGUGGAGUCUACUUUAUCACAGCUUCUUGCGUCGGUGUUUAUUUAAGGAUUUCUGUGACAUUACAUAUCGUCAAUUUCGGCUUAGGGUCUAUAUUUUAGUAUGAAGUAUUAAAGUGAAAGUGAUACCCUUAAGCGAUAAAGUGGACUUUUCUUUGAAUAAGUUUCUGUGAGCUCGAUAAGUGUAUUUGUUGGUUAGACAUGUAGUGAAUCGCCUUAUUUUUAUUUGCUCUAGGUUAAGGGAAAUUAUUGUAAAGUUUAAAUUGUUUUAUAGCUUCAAUUAUGACAAUAGUAAAUAUUCUCCUAAUAGGUUCAAACGAAAUCAUGUUAUCACUGUUGGCGCCGUAGAAUCUAUAUUUUUAUUCCAUGAAGUGAUUAUUUAAUUAAUUGUGUUGAUAAAACGUUUUAAACCCACAUCUUUCUUCUUAUAUAAUUGUAAAUAAGAAUGAAUGGUAAUUAGUUAUUCUACGGAGUCAGCAGAUAUAUGCUCGACACAUACUGUUAAGAAUGUUAUCAUAAACUACUUUGAAAUCAUGUUUGUUAAGUAUUGAGUGCAUUUACUUAAUCAUGUUUUCUUUAUACUGAUAUCACAAAUACCAAAACUAAUAAUGUAUUUUGAAUGUUGAAUAUUUUAAUUCUGAAUUAUGCAUGUAAGUUCCAAGUUAUUUAAAGAUUUAUCAAAUAUUACGUAUAUCACAGUAUUGCUAGUACUCGUGUACAACAAUUUAAAUUAACUAGACUAAAAUUCUAGCAACUGACUUGAAGUGAUAUUUAUCCUGUUAAUUGAGAUUAUGAUUAAGCCCUCUUAAUUUAAAGUUCUUUUAUACCUGACGGACUUUUGCUGUAUUUUGUGUAUGUCAGAAUCAGCACCAGGAAUCAGAAGCCAAUCAAUGAUUAAGUAAAUGUAACUGCACUUAAGUUAUUCCAAGUUAGUUAAAAAAUAUUUUUUAAGUAGUUAACCUAAAAUUAUGUACAAGAUGUGUAAUGUUAAGUAAUGCAUUACUGAACACCAAAUAAAUUAAAAGAACAUUGUCUAUUAUAAAAGAAAUUCAAUAUAUUUACAUGUUUAUACGAGUUGAGUGUGCGAUGUGUGAAUGUUUUUUAUACGAUUAGAGAUUUUGGUUAAGUGCGGUAAUAUUUUGUGUUCAUUUAAAGAUUGUAACUACGACCAGAGUGUAUAAAUUCUAAAUUAAAAGCAUUCAGAAUGCCUGAACCUGUUUUAGUAUUAAGUUAAACUGUAAUUAAAAAUCCGAGUGUGUAUUUCUCCGCUAUGUACCUAAGAACGGUAAGAUUUGUGCCACUCUGUUUUAUGUUGUAAUAUCUGAAUGGGAGGUACAUACUUGGAUAAUCGACACUUAUUUGCAAUAAAGAAUUUGUUAAUAUA